AUGGGCCUGUUCAAAGGGAUAAUGGGUGAAUUCAAUGCUGAUAUGAUCAACUCAUUGUACUAUGAUAAAAAUAUUGCUUCAAUUUCCAUUGAUCGAGAACUAGUUUUGGCUGAAGUUCAGGAAAAUGCACCAAAACAUUUGGCAAGACUAUCCCAAAAAGAAGCUUUGAAAAACAAUCAAAAGUUUGAUUUUGUUUAUGACCCUUCAGGCGGUAUUGGUGUUGAUGUUUAUAUUUUAGAUUCAGGAAUCCAUGCUUUACAUUCUGAUUUUUCUAGAAGAGUGACCAAAAUUGCUGAUUUCACUGGAGAAGGUGGUGGACAAGAAGACUCUGUUGGUCAUGGUAGUUAUAUGGCGGGUGUUAUUGGAUCUGAGACUUAUGGUGUUGCUAAAAAAUCUAAUCUUUUUGAUGUUAAAGUCACCGAUAAAAAGGGAAGAACAAAGUUAUCUGCAGUUAUUGGGGCAUUGAGUUUGAUUCUAGCUGAUUCUAAAGUUACCAAUAGACCAACGUUAGUUGUUGUUCCAUUAAUUAUGAAGAAAAAUGCAAUCUUAAAUGGAGCCAUUGAGAGCCUUGUUAAAGAAGGUAUUCCUGUGAUUGUUCCAGCUGGUAACGAUGGUAAACAGUCAUGUAAUUAUUCCCCAGCAAGUGCCAAAGGUGCUUUAACAGUUGGUUCAAUUGAUGUUGAAACUGAUUCAAUCGCUAGUUUCAGUAAUUGGGGAGCAUGUGUUGAUGUUUUCGCUCCAGGAACCAACAUUAAAACCACAAGUAAUCACAAGAAUGAAGUUGUUACAAAAAGUGGAACCUCAUUAUCAACUGGUAUUACGGCUGGAUUGGUUGCAUAUUUCAUGGGGAUGGGUGAUAGUGGUAAAGAAGCAGUUCAAAGAGUGAUUCAAUAUUCUAACGCUGAUAGUAUUCCGGAAGAAAGCUUGAAUUUCAAGCCAUUAACAGCUAAUAGAAUUGUUUUCAAUUGUGAAGGUAAUCCAAAUUGGGGGCCAUCUUUUUAG
Molecule: messenger RNA, 1002 nt
Organism: Hansenula anomala
Lineage: Eukaryota; Fungi; Ascomycota; Saccharomycetes; Phaffomycetales; Wickerhamomycetaceae
Product: S8 family peptidase
Exons: 2
Coding region: 1-1002 (333 amino acids)
Biological process (GO): proteolysis
Molecular function (GO): serine-type endopeptidase activity
Source: RefSeq, a predicted model, not a curated record